Messenger RNA from Cercospora beticola, 1495 nucleotides. RefSeq lists its product as uncharacterized. Gene Ontology annotation, biological process: transcription elongation by RNA polymerase II. Gene Ontology annotation, molecular function: RNA polymerase II complex binding; chromatin binding. NCBI's taxonomy places the organism in Eukaryota, Fungi, Ascomycota, Dothideomycetes, Mycosphaerellales, Mycosphaerellaceae. Gene Ontology annotation, cellular component: Cdc73/Paf1 complex. The record is from RefSeq and is a predicted model, not a curated record.
GUCUUCCUCCGCAUCCACGUUCGAACAAUCGCCCAUCGCUGGACGCGCACGCUUCACCAACUUCGCCAAUCCCCGCACACCAUGUCUUCUGGAAGACCCGGCGAGAAGGUCGUGCACCAGGACUACAUCGCGCGAAUCCGCUACAGCAAUGCGCUGCCUCCGCCUCCAAACCCACCGAAGCUUCUCGAUAUACCCGGAACAGGACUGUCGAGUGGACAAUACACGAGCGCUGGCUACUCGUCGCGGCUCGCGCGAGACCAGCCGCUGAAUAUCGAGGCAGAUGCAGAGCUGGGCAUGCCGAUAGAUCUGAUUGGUAUACCCGGUAUUUUCGAAGGAAAGGAAGAAGCCAUCUCAUCGCGGCCCAAUGCUCGAGAACAAAUACAUCCUGCAGACCGAGCGCUACUCAAACCACUAAACCAGCUCGGCAAAGCAAAUGCAUCACAGGGAGCCGUCUCCUUCUUGCGGAGAACAGAAUAUAGCUCGUCGCAACAAGCACAACAUUUCACAUCUUCCACAUCGAAAGAUCUGGUUAAGCUGCGGAACGACAACAAGAGGCGGAAACCGUCCGCAAACAAAGAUGAUCCGAUCAACAUCAUGCGACACAUUGUGAAGGGCUUCGACAUUGCAUACCCCAAAGAUGCGUACAAGGGAGAAGACAGCACCGAGAAUCUGCGUGGUGCACAGGUAGCCGAUGCCGAGCUCAAGGCAUGGUCAAAUCCCAAGCACCCCAGCAAUGCCGACCUUAAGCUUCUCGAUUCGUAUCCGAUCCUGCCAGAUCCAGACGCAAUUCCUUCAGUAGGAUUCUACAUGAUCAUGAAAUACAACGCAAACCCCUCAGAAAUCCGCGACAAAUACGACGAACGUCUCGAUACUGCGCUCAUGCGACCCGUCGCCGAUGAGAGCGCAGAAGAGCAGUAUCAGGAGAAGCUACGAGAAUGGCACGAGUCAAAUUCUUCGAAACCUGAGCCAAUUCGCGAGUACGACUACGACUACUAUCUCCCUACAAACGUAGACGCUAUUCGUGGCAUCAAGAGAAGGCUGGAUGUCAACGAUCCUGAAAAGGAUGAGGAUACCCUUUACACUAACGACAAUGGUGAGGGCGUGAAGUGCUUCAAGUACAAGAGGAUACGAACGUACGAGACGAAGGAACAGGCUGGUGACAGACACAACACAUACAACAACUCUGUGGCUCUUGCACUACACGACGGUGAUGGAGAUGCUCACAAUGUCCGAUUACAAAAGGGCGCUUACUUCUAUCCGAUCGUGCAGAGGACGUUACUGCGACCAAAGCGGAAUACGCAAGCGUUGCAGUACACAGCAGAGUCGAAGAUUGACGAGUUGAACGUAGUAAUAGGCGAUGCCAGGGCGGAGGAAUGAGCAAUCUUGUGGCGAACAGCACGUUCUUGAGAAGAGGCUGUCGCGAUAGUUUCCAGCGAGAACAGUCGAUAGUCGUGUACCACUACAUCACGCCUCGAGGCGCGUGUUGAAACCGGCA